GAAGUGGUUGCCAUAGGAACAGGCAACGACUGCAUUCAAGCCAACUGCCUUAUGACCAAUGGUAGAGUCAUCAUUGAUUGCCAUGCCGAAGUUAUGGCGAGGAGGGCUUUGCUUAAGUGGAUAUACGGAGAGAUUAGAAAAGUGACAGCUGGAGGUCACGCCGACUGCAUUUUCGAGAGACCCAAAACUGGGGGUGGAAAAAUAAGGAUGAAGGAACAGGGGUCCCUGCACAUGUACAUCAGUUCCCACCCCUGUGGUGAUGCCGCCAAGUUUCAGUGCAAGUCGGUCGAAAUGGUCAUCGUGGUUGUUGUCAUAUUGUGUGUGUGUGUGUGUCUGUGUGUGUGCGUGAAUGUGUCUGUGCGCGUGAAUCAUCAUUCAUUAGUUUUUUUCAUUCUUUUUUGA
Molecule: messenger RNA, 402 nt
Organism: Helobdella robusta
Lineage: Eukaryota; Metazoa; Annelida; Clitellata; Rhynchobdellida; Glossiphoniidae
Exons: 2
Biological process (GO): adenosine to inosine editing; RNA processing
Cellular component (GO): cytoplasm; nucleolus
Molecular function (GO): tRNA-specific adenosine deaminase activity; double-stranded RNA binding; double-stranded RNA adenosine deaminase activity
Source: RefSeq, a predicted model, not a curated record